Exserohilum turcica Et28A is the source of this 2067-nucleotide messenger RNA. RefSeq lists its product as uncharacterized. Gene Ontology annotation, molecular function: 1-alkyl-2-acetylglycerophosphocholine esterase activity. The coding region runs from base 1 to 2067 and encodes 688 amino acids. The record is from RefSeq and is a predicted model, not a curated record. Lineage: Eukaryota; Fungi; Ascomycota; Dothideomycetes; Pleosporales; Pleosporaceae. The transcript has 3 exons.
AUGUCUUUUCUCGAGCGCCAAACAACGCGAAUCACUGGCACCGAGCAUGGUGACCGACGCAACAGCUUUCUGCAUUCCUCGUCAGCAGGCAAAGUCCCCAAUGCGAAAAAGCCUCGCUCUCGACCACCGGCGUCACUGCGCGACCACCUCCCCUACCCAAACUCUACAUUAUGCCCCCCAUCCGGACCGUAUUCCGUUGGCAGCAUGGAGAUUGAAGUUCCCGUCGAAACCCCUCGGCCCAUAUCCAACAUUAAGCGAAAUGGCAGGCAUCUUUUGCAACUAGAAACCGUUCUAUUCACACUCUACUACCCAGCUGCAUUUGGAAUUGGAAGCGGACCUGCGCCAGGAGGAGAGAAGAAGUGGAGUAGAGAGACUUGGCUUCCAAGACCACGAAUGGAGACGGCCAAGGGAUAUGCACGGUUUGCAGGGAUACCCGACUCGAUUGGUAUUGGGUUGUUUGCUGCCACCACUAUGCUCACAAAGCUGCGUGCAUACCGGAAUAGCCCGCCAGCCACACACUGGCCUCCUGAAGGAAAUAUGAAGAAGAACGGAUACAAAAUCAAGAAUCAACAAGGCAGCCCGCCCGAGGGUAUGAGUGGGGAACCAACAUUUCCCCUGCUCAUGUUUAGUCAUGGCUUGGGUGGUUCGAGAACUGCUUAUAGCAGCCUAUGCUCUGAAUUUGCCAGCUACGGCUUUGUUGUAUGUGCUGUAGAACACAGAGACGGUAGUGGGCCUCGUACCUUUGUAAACCACAGGAAGCAAGGGCAGCAAAGAAAAAAUAAGCAUGGUCAGGGCAGAGAUGACCAAAACGAGCAAAACGAGAAAGACUUUGACAAGUUCCGACAUCUGGAUCAUACCGAAGCAGAGAUUGCGCAAGGCUAUCACCAUGUGGACUACAUCUUCCCGAAAAACAACCCCAAGGAUACCGCACCAAACAACGAACACGGCGUUGACAGUGAGCUACGUAGUGCUCAGAUUGAAAUGCGUCUUUGUGAACUGGAAGAAGCAUACCGCGUGCUGAAGAUGAUUUGCGCGGGCGACGGCGAACAGAUGGCCCAGCAGAACCUGAGGGGUGAAGGCUAUGUGGGCGGUUCGUCCAGAGGUCUGAAUGGCGUCGAUUGGUCUCAAUGGAAACACCGUUUCUCUGUGGACAAGAUGACCAUGGCUGGGCACAGUUUUGGAGCAGCGACUGUGGUCGAAGUACUCAGGCAUACCAAUCGAUUCACAAAUGUCCAGGCCGGAAUCAUUUACGACAUAUGGGGUGCGCCUAUAAAGCCGCCGUCUGAUGAUCCUCAACAUCGGAUCCACCUUCCCCUGCUUGGUAUCGCAAGUGAAGCUUUCUUUUACUGGGAAAAGAACUGGGACGCUUCAAUGUCCCUGAUGAAGGAAGCCAGUGAGCAUGGUGCACCUGCAUAUCUACUGACCGUCCGAGGCUCGGUUCAUAUCAACCAAAGCGACUUUUCGAUCUUGUAUGAGCACAUCACAUCCUUUUUCAUGAAGGCGACGGUCAAUCCCGAGAGAGCCAUUGACCUGAAUAUCGGGACAAGUCUCGAAUUCCUACGCCUCGUGACGCCCGACCAUGGCGGGGGGAAAUCAAUCAUCAGCCGCUGCAUAACUGACGAGCACAUCCUGCAAACACGGUUAAUGGAAGAAACGCCCAACGAACAUCGACCCAGUGAUGAAUGGAUCGCUGCCCGUCUCCGUGUAGACAAACCGUUCCGAAGACGCAUGACGGCUGGGCUGCAACGAAAGUUCAAGCGGCACUUCCGGGACAGCACUGGGACCGAGUACACAACGUCGGACGAAAUGUGGUGUUUCUUCAAGCCUUCCGACGAAGAGUUGCAGGAGUGGAUUGAAAGGGAAGAGAGAGGGCAAAAGCGGAUUGAUGGAGAGCAUGCCACUGUGCCCGAGGGGAAAUGGCAAGAAAGUGCCGAUGCAGGCGGGUCGCUGAGUGAUGCUGAGAAGGACGACGAGACGUUACAAAGUGCAGACGACGGCGGGUCCAAAAAUACCACGGCCUCACAAAGACGAGGCGAGAAAUGUGCGCAGCCGUGUGUGCGCGAUUGA